AUGGAUUCCUCUAGCUCUCAGCCGGAGAAGAAGUCCAUCCCUCGGUUCGCCAGCUUCAAGUCUCGACCAGCGCCUCCACCCGAAGCUGAUCGGCCUCCCGAGCGCCGCAGUCGCGACAGCUCCGACAAAGAAGACAGGCACAGACACCACUCAAAACGGCACCGUUCAAGACACAGACAUCACCGAGACCGUUCCCGCUCUAGAGAUCGUCGAAGAGAGCGCAAAGACAUUCGUCAUGGCCAUAAGGAAGCGUCUCACUCUGAACGGGAGCUUAUUCCAGAGCACCGAUUGGUGCCGCAAGACACCGUGAAGGUAGAGGAGGCGUCAGAUCUAUAUGUUGUGGACCGUAAAGGUGAUAGAUACAAUGUCAUAUACGGUACUAUUCAUCGUUACAAUGUUCCGCUCUACUACCGGAUAGGUCGAGGUAGCGUGCUAGGCCUUCCUCCAAUCUACAAGAUCGAUCGAGAUACCGCCGAAGGAGACGCGUUGAUCAUCAAGGCAGAUGCCUGGCGCUCCGAUGGCUCAAGGGCAAGGUCGAAGAGUAUAAUAUCUGGAGUGAACACACAGAGAACGAAACUACUUCGGAUACGACCAACGCCUACGUUAGAUGCUGCUGCAGAUGCCUCGAAAGAUUAUCUUCCACUUACGGCUUCCGUGCAUCAGAAACGCAGCGAUGCCUCAGGACAUGCGGGGUCGGAUGAUGAGAGAUAUGGCUAUCGUUCAAUUCAUGGAAAGGCGAAGCAUGAAGAUAACCUUCCCAGUGACAUGGAAGAAGUAUCAGACACCGAUUUGAGUGGUGACGAGACGGUGCGAGUCGACCCUGAUAGAGAGAUCAAACAGCGCAAUGUCGAACUGUCCAGGAAUGUUGAGCGCAAUCCAACUGAUGUCCGUGCAUGGGUUGACCUGGUCAAGCAUCAGGAAUCUCUUCUGAAAGGCUCUGAAGGAGAAACGAAAGCCCUCACGUUUGCUGAAAAGAAGAGCCUAGCCGAUAUCAAGAUAUCCCUCUAUGAGAAAGCCUUGAAGAUGGUUGGGGAACAUGCUUCUCGUGAUCUUCUUCUACUCGGUCUUCUAGAAGAAGGUGCUAAACUUUGGGACACGAAAAAGCUCUCAGCACGGUGGCAGGCUGUACUGAAAUCAAACCCUCGUUUCAUCAGCCUUUGGGUCAAAUACCUUGAUUUCCGACAGACUGAAUUUCUUGACUUUACUUACGAACGAUGCUAUGCCACGUUUAUUGACUGUAUGAGAUUGAACAGGUCUGCAUCCGACAGCCCGGAGAAAGCCCACGUCCAAGUCUACCUCUUCCUUCGCUUGACCCUUUUCAUUCGGGAAGCAGGAUUCACCGAGCAUGCAGUAGGUCUGUGGCAAGCAAUUCUAGAGCUUACCUUCUUUCAAUCGGGGACAAUGGAUUCUGUCACAGCUCGAGAGGAGGUGCUGUCGGCUUUCAUGGAUUUCUGGGAUUCUGAAGUUGUGCGUAUUGGUGAAGUUGGCGCAAAGGGCUGGCAGAGCGGCCAUAAUACUCUUUUGGAGCCAGAUCCUUCACACCGCAAAAUCGAGUCAACUCGAACUCGCAGCUUAGAUGAAGAGAACGAUGAUCCCUAUCGUGUAGUUCUCUCGGCCGAUCUUCCGGAGGUCCUAUCGCUUGUAUGGGGUUUGGCAUCAACAGACGUGUUGGUUGACAGCUUUCUAUAUUUCUGUCAUCUUCCUCCUAUUGCAUUUUCCAGCAACUCGAAGACAACCAAUCAUUGGAUGGGCGACAGCUUCUUGCGGAAUGAAUUCAUGAGCAGCUCUGAUUCCACGCUUGAUCGCUGGGUUCCUAAAUACGGCACCGAUGCUAGAAAUACUGCUUCUGUGCCGGUCUACUUCCAGAACUUUGUUCAUUCAUUCGACACUCUUUUCGCGGACCACGAAGCAUGGUUCUCCUCCAUUGGUCCUUGGGCUACGGCGGCCCUGAACUCUCGGUCCGAUGUCGACCCUAGUUGGGUUUCCAAGGUAUUGAGAUCUUUGGUAGAGGCAAUGCCACAAAAUGACCAUAUGGCUGCGUAUGCGAUUGCGGUGGAGUUUGCAUGUGACCGCAGCAAGGCAGCAAAGUACGCGAAAUUCUUACUCAAAAAGCGGCCGUCCAGCCUGUGGCUCUACAAUGUGUAUGCUCUUAUUGAACGUCGGUCAGGCAACCUGGAGGCCGCCAACCGUGUGUGGGAAACCACUCUAUCUAUGAGCCAAAACAGUAAGACUUUUACUGAGGAAAAGGUCGAUGCUGUUCUCCUUUGGCAUACUUGUAUAUGGGAGAUGCUGGAAGCUGGCAGCUUAGAUUAUGUAUCUUAUCUCUUCAGCUCUAUGCCUCAGAGCAGUCCUAGCCUGAAGGCUCCAGUGGAUCCCAAUCAAUACAUACUCAACCCAACAAACCUGCUGAAGACUCAAAGUCUACUGUCAGAUAACCAAGAGGCCUCGCUUGCAGCCGAAAAAGCCAACACUUUCGUGGCCUGCACGGACUGUCUAGCAAUACUAGCGUACCUUUUUAACUCCCGGGAUCUAAAUAAAGCCCUUCAGCCAUACAGCAAUGCCUUCAACAGACUUGCAACAAUGCCAGCACAGUUCGAAUCGUUCAGGUCCAUUUCUACUGAACUCCUUCACCAAGCCCGUGCAAGACUCCUCUACUAUCACGCCCGCACAAGCAACAUAUACAAGCCCUCCCAGAUCCGUGCUCUGCUGACGGAUAGCAUAUCCCUAUUCCCCCAUAACACGAUAUUUCUGUCCCUCUUUGCUUGGAAUGAAUCUCGGUUCCGCAUCGAAGAGCGUGUCAGGGAUACCAUCAUGGACAUAACGACGAAAGCCCACAACCGAGCCGAUCAAAUCCUCACAACCCAAGUACCAAUCACAUCGCACUUAUUCUCCAUCUUCACCGAGCUAAAUCGUCCUAUGUAUGCCGGUUCUACACCACACUCUGUCCGUGCGGCUUUCGAAAAGGCUAUUGGCGACAAAGACCCAUCAACCUCAGCACACCAUAACACAAUUUCCACCGCCCGCUCCAACCUCACACUCUGGAAACUCUACAUCCUCUUUGAGCUAUCUCAGCACGACAUCAAUCGUGCCAAAGAUGUCUUCUACCGUGGCAUGCGUGUCUGUCCCUGGUCCAAAGAGCUCAUCAUGCUUGCCUUCAGCCAUCUCAGGGCAGACAUCGUUCGAGAGCUUCAUCCAAGCGCAUCACGGAAGGGUGAUGGUAUGAACUUCUUUGAGCUACGAAGUGUGUAUAAUGUCCUGAUAGAGAAGGAAUUGCGGGUUCACGUCGAUAUCGAAGAUGAGGUGGACGAGCUUGUGGCGGAGAUGCAGCAGAAGACAGCUGCGUUGGGGCUACCAAUUGCCAUGCCAGAAGAUGCCGAUAGUGAGGAUGAACAAAUGCAACUAUGA
Messenger RNA from Aspergillus bombycis, 3405 nucleotides. RefSeq lists its product as uncharacterized. Gene Ontology annotation, biological process: negative regulation of RNA catabolic process; regulatory ncRNA-mediated post-transcriptional gene silencing. The record is from RefSeq and is a predicted model, not a curated record. Gene Ontology annotation, cellular component: catalytic step 2 spliceosome. The coding region runs from base 1 to 3405 and encodes 1134 amino acids. Lineage: Eukaryota; Fungi; Ascomycota; Eurotiomycetes; Eurotiales; Aspergillaceae. The transcript has 4 exons.